CGCGCGCACCGGGGGAGGCGGGGAGCGGCGGGGAGCGGCGGGAGCGGAGCGAUGGCAGCGCUGGCGGCCGCCUCCCCCGGCGGGGACGAGUGCCUGGAGGAGGACGAGGACGAGCUGGAGCCGGGACUGGACGAAGCGGAGGCCGAGCCGGAGACCGGGAGCGGGACGAAAGCGGCGGGGGGCACCCGGGGGGCCGUCCUCACCCGCCGCGGCAUCACUCUCCGCGUCCUUCUCCGCGACGGGCUCCUCGAGCCGGCCCGCGGCGUCCUCUCCAUCUACUACCUGGGCAAAAAAUUCGUGGGGGACCUGGGGGCGGACGGGACCAUCACCUGGCAGGAGACGGGACAGGUCUUCAACUCGCCCAGCGCCUGGGCCACCCACUGCAAGCGCCUGGUGAACCCCGCCAAGAAGUCGGGGUGCGGGUGGGCGUCCGUCCGCUACAAGGGCCAGAAGCUGGACCAGUACAAAGCCGCUUGGCUGCGCAAGCACCAGCCCAACGCGCCGCCCGCCGAGGAGAGCUUGGCCAGCGAGGGUGAGGAGGAGGAGAUGCCUGAGGAUGAAGAAGAGGAGGCGACGAGGGAGGGUCGGGCGCCCGUGCCGGAGCCGACGGCUACCAAAAAACCAGAGGAGAGGAGCAAGAAGCAGCAGUGCAAGAACCUGGCAGAGCCGGCGGGGAUGGGUAAGGUGGCACUUGGUGGGGGGGGGGGGGUCCCGAGGGACCCUGGGCAGCCCGGCAGCAGUGACGGGGCGUUGUGCUUCGCAGAUCACGGCCCCCCGGGGAAAAGGCUGGAGAGCAAACCCCGGGUGCCUGUCCGCUACUGCACCCUGGGCACCCGCGACUCGGCCAGGAACCCCCAGACCCUGGUGGAGGUGACGUCCUUCGCCGCCAUCAACAAGUUCCAGCCCUUCAACGUGGCCAUUUCCAGCAACGUCCUCCUGCUCCUGGAUUUCCACAGCCACCUGACGCGGAGCGAAGUGGUGGGCUACCUGGGUGGGCGGUGGGACACCAAUACACAGUUGCUGACGGUGCUGCGAGCCUUCCCGUGCCGGACCCGCCUGGGUGAUGCCGAGGCCGCCGGUGCCGUGGAAGAGGAGAUCUGCCAGAGCUUGUUCUUGCGGGGGCUGUCGCUGGUGGGUUGGUACCACAGCCACCCCUUCGGCCCCGCGCUGCCAUCCCUGCACGACAUCGAUGCGCAGAUGGAUUAUCAGCUCAAGCUGCAGGGUAGCGGCAACGGCUUCCAGCCCUGCCUGGCCCUCAUCUGCGGACCCUACUAUCACGGUAACCCCGGCGUGGAGUCCAAAAUUGCGCCCUUCUGGGUGAUGCCGCCGCCGGAGCAACGGCCCAACGACUACGGCAUCCCCAUGGACGUGGAGGUGGCCUACAUCCAGGACGGCUUCCUCACCAACGAUGUCCUGCAGGAGAUGACGCUGCUGGUGGAGUUUUAUAAGGGAGCCCCCGACCUGGUGAAGUUUCAGGAGCUGUGGAGUCAGGAUCAGACGUACCUGGACAAGCUGAAGGGCUCCCUGGCCUCCCGCACCCCCAAAGACCAGAGCUUCACCCACAUCCUGGAGCAGAUCUACAGCCUCCUCAAGCUCAGCAGCUGAGGGGCCGGGAGCCCCCCCUUCGACUCAGACCAGGUGCCUUCCCAGCAGCCAGGGCUCGGCUCAGCAGCCCCCCCCCAAGCCCAAGGGGCUCAUCCAGACCCGGCGCGGGGCAGCGCUGCGGGGACACCGCAUCGCCCGCUGCUCCAGGGAGCUCAUCCGAGGGGUCCCGGGACCCCCCGCUGGCUCCUGCCCUGCUCCGGAGCGGCCGCCCGGGUGUCCCGUGGUUGUGCCGGCCCCGGGGCAGCGGUGGAGGGGAGGGUGGUGGUGGUGGUGGGAGUCUCGGCUGUAAGUUGUUUGUGGAAGUGGUAGUUGAUUAAAGAGCAGUUCCUGAGAGGC
Aquila chrysaetos chrysaetos is the source of this 1941-nucleotide messenger RNA. RefSeq names its product MPN domain containing (gene MPND). Gene Ontology annotation, biological process: double-strand break repair. Lineage: Eukaryota; Metazoa; Chordata; Aves; Accipitriformes; Accipitridae. Gene Ontology annotation, cellular component: BRCA1-A complex; BRISC complex. The record is from RefSeq and is a predicted model, not a curated record. The coding region runs from base 52 to 1605 and encodes 517 amino acids. The transcript is spliced from 12 exons. Gene Ontology annotation, molecular function: metallopeptidase activity; polyubiquitin modification-dependent protein binding.